AUUAGUUUGAAGAAGAAGAAAAAUGUGGAUAACACGCAGAAAGAAGUUUCUUUGAAGAAAAUUGAGUUUUUCACCCUUAUUUAUCUUGAAUUAGCAUAAAUUUGUACAUAGAUAUUGUCAUCUUCAUUAGUGACAAUGGAUUGGUCACCGACCGUGGAUUCUUCACUUCCGGAUCAUCCGGAAACUGCCUUUUCCCCCGAGGGGAUUCAAAAAAUUGACCAUAAGCACAUCUUCGAGUCCUAUGCUACGUUUUCCCUUCCAAAAGUCAGCGAUAGGAGCAGCAGAACUCCAGCACAGGAUCGUCUUUUGCGCCUUCAGAAUGCCCUUCGUGGUGAGACCCAGAAGACUACUACACAGAAUCCGCAAGUUCCCACCGCUGGGACACCUUCACGAGUCACCCAAGUUCGUCCAAAAGUUAUCCCAGUGGCCGCUGCUAAAGCACCCUCACCCACUAAACCACGUCAGGGUACCAAAAGGAAGGCCGCGCAGGAGGAAGUAAAGACAGUUCCGGAUAAGAAACGUCACGUGGGGGAAUCCCCUCCGGCCAUGCCACGAAGGCCAAAAUUACGAGCUAAACUCUCUGUCAAUGAGAGACUGAAGAGACCACUGAGUGAUCAAGAAAUCCGUGCAAUUCCCACAACUUCCUCCAUGCGGGCACCACCACGUGCAAAAUCUGCCACUGUUACAUCCACAGCAGGUAGAGCAGCUGAUCAAGCCCUGACGUCACCACCGAAAAAGCUCAAAAUCUCCCCAAAGAAACAACCCAAAGUCACACCACCGCGCAAUGGGAAGGAUUAUCGAGUCUCCGUGAGGAGUUCCAAUGACAAUCGUCUCAUUGUUGAUUACCAGGACUUUGCGGAUCCGCUGGAAAGUCCCGUGGAUCCGAGUGAUAAAGUGAAGGAUCUCUCAAAAGUAUUCUACAUGGUUGUGGACACAAAUGUCUUCUGUCACAAUUUGAUUUUCCUCGAGAACAUCCUCAAUAUGCGAAUUGUAGCCACUGGCUAUGCCAUCCUCUUCAUCCCGUACAUUGUGCUCCAGGAAUUGGAUAGGAUUAAGCAAAAGACUGACCACAAGGAGGAGCUGAAUACCUCAAUGAAGGCCAUAAAGUACAUUAAUGACAAACUCCAGGCUCGUCAUCCACAGGUCAAGGGGCAAACGGCAAUGCACGAGAAUGAGCUGCUCAUCAGUGCUCCCACUCCGGAUGACUCCAUCGUCAAUUGCUGCCUCCAGCUCAGGAAGUCCACGAAGAAGGUUAUCCUCCUGUCGAAUGACAUCAACUUGCGGAAUAAAGCCAUCUGCAGUGGCAUCAAUGCCUACAGACCAAAGGACAUCAAGGCAGACGUCCCAAUUGAAUUUCUCUGAAAAAAAAAGCCACACGACGAUAUUUGCGCGCGAAUUACCUGAAAAUCUUCUCAUUAAUUUUAUUUUUUAUGAAUUUUUUAAGUGAAUUUUAGCAUUACUACCGGGUGCUACAUGAUACUACCAAAAUGAAGUAUUGAAUUUGAAUUUUUAUACGAUGAAAAAGCAAUUUAAAAAAAUCUUUUUUAUUAAAAAAAAGAAUAAA
Molecule: messenger RNA, 1564 nt
Organism: Lutzomyia longipalpis
Lineage: Eukaryota; Metazoa; Arthropoda; Insecta; Diptera; Psychodidae
Gene: Swt1
Exons: 2
Coding region: 136-1362 (408 amino acids)
Cellular component (GO): nucleus
Source: RefSeq, a predicted model, not a curated record